This is a messenger RNA of Myripristis murdjan (pinecone soldierfish), 2565 nucleotides long. RefSeq names its product protocadherin alpha-C2-like. The transcript has 2 exons. Gene Ontology annotation, biological process: homophilic cell-cell adhesion. The record is from RefSeq and is a predicted model, not a curated record. The coding region runs from base 100 to 2565 and encodes 821 amino acids. Gene Ontology annotation, molecular function: calcium ion binding. NCBI's taxonomy places the organism in Eukaryota, Metazoa, Chordata, Actinopteri, Holocentriformes, Holocentridae. Gene Ontology annotation, cellular component: plasma membrane.
CGUCAUAAUCAAUGUAUUUUAAAACUAUUAUUUUUCUCUGGCUGCUAUUUCUGUUGCACUGUAUCACCGAGGUAGGGGGACUUAAUUUGCAGUGAAACAAUGGAGGUACGUAACACUGGAAAUGUUUGGAUAUAUGUGUCUGCGGUUUUUGUUUACGUUUCAGUCCUUAACUCAGUCAUCGCCGUUACUCAUUAUUCUGUCCCCGAAGAAUUGGAAGAAGGAUCUGUUGUCUCAAAUUUAGCGUCUGAUUUAGGCUUAGACGUGAAGACUCUUAGUAGGCGGAACGUGAGACUGGAGGUAGUAUCCAAUAAGAGAUAUCUGGAUGUGAACAAAGAAACAGGUGAACUUUACAUCGUAGAGAGGGUUGAUAGAGAAUAUCUAUGUGCGGUUAAGACACCAACAUGUUAUCUGAAAAUGGAGGCUAUCCUGGAAAACCCACAGAGGAUAUUUUAUAUCGAAAUUGAAAUCACAGACAUAAAUGACAACGCUCCCCAUUUUCGAAGAGAUACCAUUAACCUGGACAUUAUGGAGUCAACCCCGGCUGGUGAGAGAUUCUCUGUUAAUAAUGCCGUUGACCCGGAUCUUGGCUCGAAUUCUGUAAAAACUUACCUUUUGAGUGAAAAUGAACAUUUUGAUAUAGAAAUCCAGACCGGAAGAGACGGUUCAAAAUUUGCCGAUUUAAUACUAAAGAAGACUUUAGAUCGAGAAAAGCAGGCUGUUCAUUAUUUAAUACUCACUGCUGUAGAUGGCGGCGUUCCCACGCGCACCGGUACAGCAAGUAUCAUUGUUCGAGUGCUGGACACUAAUGACAACGCCCCAACCUUUGACAAAGACAAUUACAACAUUAACAUUAUGGAGAAUUCACCUAUUGGAAAUCUCGUGAUUCAGCUGAAUGCUACAGACUUAGACGAGGGUAGAAAUGCAGAGAUCGAAUAUACAUAUAGUCUGUACACGUCAGAGAAAACGCAGGAAACAUUUAAACUGAAUCCUUCUACCGGUGAAAUAACAGUCAAAGGAAUGCUGAAUUAUGAGGAUUUGACGAUUUUUGAUAUGGAGGUAAUAGCAACGGAUAAAGGAGCUAACAGCUUAUCAGGGCUGUGUAAAUUAAAGAUUUUAGUGGAAGACAUGAAUGAUAAUCACCCAGAAAUAUCAAUUAAAUCAUUUCAAAGCCCAAUCAAAGAAAGUGCAGAUGUGAACAUGGUGAUUGCAGUUGUUAGUGUUAAUGAUAAAGACUCAGGUGAUAAUGGAAUAGUCGAUAUAAGUAUUCCUGGUAAUAUACCUUUUCAGCUGAGAAAAUCAUCAGACAACUAUUAUGAAUUGAUUGUCUCAGAGCCACUGGACCGUGAAAAGGUUCCAGUAUAUGACAUCACAUUUACUGUCACAGACAGAGGUAUCCCUCCGUUGUCUGACAAUGAAACUAUGACUUUAGAGCUGCUGGAUGUUAAUGACAAUGUUCCUCAGUUCCCUCAGUCCUUCUAUACUAUACGUGUAAUAGAGAAUAACGCCCCUGGAGCCUUGUUGAGUUCCCUCACUGCGUUUGACCCAGACCUCCAUGAAAAUCAGUAUCUAGUUUAUUUUAUCAUAGAGAAGGAGAUCGCCAACACCUCCAUGUCCAUGCUGUUCUCCAUCAAUCCAGAGAACGGUAAUCUGUACGCACUCAAGACGUUUGACUACGAGAUGGAGAAAGAGUUUCUUUUCCACAUUGAGGCCAGAGACUCUGGUGUUCCUCCACUCAGCAGUAACGUGACCAUCCACAUCAUUAUUGUGGACCAGAACGACAACACUCCUGUCAUUGUCUCUCCGUGGCGUGCGCACGGCUCAGUGGUGGAGGAGAAGAUCCCCAGAUCCACGGAUAAAGGCUCUCUGGUUGCCAAGGUGAUAGCCAUAGACACUGACUCGGUGCUGAACUCUCGGAUUAUAUACCAGUUUCUGCAGGUGACUGACGCCACCCUAUUCAGUCUGGACCAAUACAACGGAGAGAUCCGGACCAUGAGGAUGUUCAGUUACAGAGAUCCACGUCACCAGCGUCUGGUUGUUGUUGCCAAGGACAACGGGGAGCCUGCGCUCUCUGCCACAGUCACCAUCAAGCUGUCCACAGUGGAGACUGCUGUCAAGGCCUACUCUGACAUGACUGAAGUGCCUCUGGAAUAUGACAUCUUUUCGGACUUAAACCUGUAUUUGGUCAUCGGUCUGGGCUCGGUGUCAUUUCUGCUCUUGAUCACCAUAUUGGUCACCAUCGUGCUGAAGUGUCAGAAACCCAAGGCCAGCAAAGCGGCUCCUCCCUGUAGGAACAGUGUGAUCAGUGAGAGAAACUCGACCAUCGCAGACUCCACCCUGGUCUCCAACGAUGCCUACUGGUACAGUCUGUUUCUAGCGGAGACCAGGAAGGGAAAGCUGGUGGUUCGACAGCCUCUGCCAAAGGGCUCCAGGUACAUUGUGUCCAGUAUACCAAGGAGCACAGGGCUCACAGAGACUAGUGACUCGGCAGCCUCUACUCUGCAGGUGAGACAAGAAUAUCUUAAUCUCAUAACCCCAAAAGCACUGCGUCAUACUGACUACGGAUGA